GUAACGGUGCUGAUUUGUCAAAUAGCCUGAGUGUGCAUGGCAUGGUAGACAAGAUAGCGGACGGUUCAGACAGCGAACUCAGCUGGACAUUUUGUAUCGCCCUUUAACGGACUUGAAAGUACACAAAUUAGGGCAUCGUGAGUGUCCUUUGACCGUUUAAGCGGCUGUCCGAGAGCGAGUUUUGGGCGUUUUGUCAUUUGCUCCGGCGUGCUAGCUAGGUUAGCUGCGCUUUUUGAAAAUGGCGGAUGUGUCAAGUGAGAAGAGCCUGGACGACUUCUUUGCCAAGCGGGAUAAAAAGAAGAAGAAAGAUAAGGGCAAGGGCAAGGAGGCCGCCGCCCCGUCGACGGGGGUGAUGAAAAAGAUGAAGAAGGAGUCUGAGAAGUCGUCAAAAAGCGACAGUCAAGACGCGCAUGUCGAAAAGGAGGACGAGGAGUGGAAAGUGUUUGAGCAAAAGGAAGUGGACUACAGCGGACUGCGGCUGCAAGCGUUGCAAAUCAGCGAUGAGAAGGAGGAAGAGGAGUACGUGCAGGAGGAGCUGGAUGAAGACGGGGAGAUCAUCGUUAGCGGCGGUGACAAGAUGUCCGGUCCGUGGAACAAGUCCAGUUCUGCUCCUGCCCCCGCGGCACCGGUUGAGGAAGUAGAGGUGCCAGAGUCAAAGCCUGCGGGCGUUUAUCGACCUCCAGGAGCUCGACUCACCACCUCAAAACGAGCCCAGAGCCAGGGACCCCCUGAGAUCUUCAGCGAUGCGCAGUUCCCCUCCCUGAUGGCCACCGGCAAGCACGUGGAGACUCGCAAGGAUCGAGAGAUGGAGAAGACGUUUGAGGUGGUGAAGCACAGGAGCCGCGGACGAGACGACAACAGCGGCGCCUCUGUGCAACACCUUCAACUGGACAACCAGUAUGCCGUGCUGGGUGACAAAUAAGGCCCGCUCCACGCCGCCAUUUUGGCCUGCUGGAAGGAGGCAGCUGAACUCCAGCUGUGCGAACUGCAGUCGCUGCCACCAAAAACAAACACACACACACACACACACACACUAACAUAAACUUGGCUGGCAAACGAAAAGGUCUGCACCUGAACACGGGACUAAUCGACUCCAAACAAGCACGCUGUGGUGGCAGCAAGAAGUGGCGAUGAGUACUUUGUGGGUCACGUGCAAAGCAGUGCUGGCGUGGUGCAGCUCCUCUCCGGACUUCUUCAGCUAGCUUUUUGAAGGCCCAAGACGACCUCAAGCGAGAUGAUUUUACAAACUUGCGUAAAAAAAAAAAAGGAAUCUCUAGACCAUUGUCUCUCUCUCUCUCUCUCUCUCUCUCUCACAGACACACAAAGUGAUGCGGGAUGCGUUUGGGCCUUCAGGAGGAGGAGGGGGACACUACCUGAAUCUGGUGGUGACCACGUGGACUCUGCUUUUUUUUUUUCUUUUUUUUUUCCUUUGCCAGGAUAAACAUACAAGCUGUCAGGAAGUUUCAUUCGCAAACUUAAGUGGUUAAUCCAUCAUGAAGACAACAUCGCCUCACUUAGAGUUCCUUAAUAAAGUGGCCUUAUGGAUACAAACAGCUGAAGCGCUACUGGAUCUUACCACUGCGACAAAAAAAAGAAGAAAAGGAAUGUUGUGCUUGAAGAUUUCAGCUAAGAACUCUUUCACAUCCACCAUUUGUUUCAGAUGCCCUUCAUUUGUUACUACCUAGGUGUUGGCUCCUUUUAAAACGCAUAAUAUUCAUAGCAUUUAAAACAAACCAUAACACUUUCAUGUUAAAUGCUUACUUAUUCAUUCACAUUUCAUUGCAUUUUAUUUACCGUACGUUAACUUUUUCAGUCAGACUCCAAACCCAAACAACUUUCUACUUUAAUAAAGUGUGAAUUGAAAAUUAGUUUUCCCAAUUGAUUUAGAGAUGUGAAGAGUUACUGUGCUUAAGUUGUGUUGCCUCAAUUCCAUACAUCAAGUACAGAAACUGCUGGUAUAUGCGUGGUGGAAGUAGAUGCUCGUGAUGGAAGACAUGAGCCAGUUUAACAAAUUAAAAAUGCUUAUGAAAGACGAAAAGCCAUUUGUUAUGUAUUUCCUCUCUAUCCAGCUAGGUGGCGAUAACGGCACACGAAGGCAGUCUAUCAUUCCUCACGCUUGGUUGGUGGCGAUAUUUACUUACCGGAAACGCAAUUGCUUCUACACGCGCAGAAUGCGUC
Molecule: messenger RNA, 2178 nt
Organism: Dunckerocampus dactyliophorus (ringed pipefish)
Lineage: Eukaryota; Metazoa; Chordata; Actinopteri; Syngnathiformes; Syngnathidae
Gene: cdv3
Product: carnitine deficiency-associated gene expressed in ventricle 3
Exons: 5
Coding region: 239-922 (227 amino acids)
Cellular component (GO): cytoplasm
Source: RefSeq, a predicted model, not a curated record